Molecule: messenger RNA, 1890 nt
Organism: Lodderomyces pseudojiufengensis
Lineage: Eukaryota; Fungi; Ascomycota; Pichiomycetes; Serinales; Debaryomycetaceae
Gene: SSN3
Product: cyclin-dependent serine/threonine protein kinase
Exons: 1
Coding region: 1-1890 (629 amino acids)
Biological process (GO): protein phosphorylation
Cellular component (GO): nucleus; mediator complex
Molecular function (GO): ATP binding; RNA polymerase II CTD heptapeptide repeat kinase activity; cyclin-dependent protein serine/threonine kinase activity
Source: RefSeq, a predicted model, not a curated record
AUGAGUUACGGAUCAACUUCAUCUCAAUAUAGGAAAUUGAAUGGAGUGCCGAUACCUCAAUCUCAAAAUACUAAACAAAGUAUUCAACAACAUAGAACUAAUCAAAAUCUACCUUUGAAUAAUUCAAAUAUACUGCAACAACAGCAUCCACAACAUCCUCAGCACCCGCAACAGCAUCUACAACAGCAACAAAAACAAGAAAUGUAUAUACCGUCGGCAUCAUCAUCAUUAACUCAAACUAUACCUACGAAUAAUCCAUUAUUACCACCAAAUAAUCAUUCACAUCAUCAUCAUCCAAAUCAUCACCAACAACAAAAUCAUCAACAAUCUGGAACAAUUCCAAAUCAAUUACCUUCAGUACCUCAACCUGCAUUAAUGGCAUCAAAUUCAAUUUUAACAUUAGGACCUUUCAAACAUAGAAAAGAUUUAACAAGAGAAUCUGUUUUAUCAACUUAUCAAAUUAUGGGAUAUAUAGCAGCAGGAACUUAUGGGAAAGUUUAUAAAGCAAAACUACGAGGAAAUUUGAAAAAAGAAGAUGAAGUUAAAAAUUCAAAUGGAAAUAGUUCAAGUAAUGCAGAAGAUCUAGAUACCAAGACUGAUUAUUCAUUAAAUUCUACAACGACAUCAUCAACAUUGACCAGCACAACCACCACUACCUCAAAUCAACGAAAUCAAAAAGAUGAGGAACCAUUACCACAAUUUUAUGCCAUAAAAAAAUUUAAAAGUGAUAAUCAUUCAACAAAUUCAAAUUUAAAUUCAAAUUUAAAUAUAAACAAAAAUAUUGAUAAUAAUGAUAUAAUUCAUUAUACUGGAAUAUCACAAAGUGCAAUUAGAGAAAUGUCAUUAUGUCGAGAAUUAAAUAAUAAAAAUAUAACAAAGUUAAUAAAUAUAAUAUUAGAAAAUAAAAGUAUAUAUAUGAUAUUUGAAUUUUGUGAACAUGAUCUUUUACAAAUUAUUCAUUAUCAUUCUCAUCCGGAUUUAAAACCAAUCCCCAUUACAACUAUAAAAUCAUUAAUUUGGCAAAUUUUAAAUGGUGUUACUUUUUUACAUAAAAAUUGGAUAUUUCAUAGAGAUUUAAAACCUGCAAAUAUAAUGGUUACAUCAAAUGGUAUUGUUAAAAUUGGAGAUUUAGGUUUAGCAAGAAAAUUUAAUAAUCCUUUACAAAGUUUUUAUACAGGAGAUAAAGUUGUUGUUACAAUAUGGUAUAGAGCUCCUGAAUUAUUAUUAGGUACAAGACAUUAUACUCCUGCAAUUGAUUUAUGGGCAGUUGGAUGUAUUUUGGCUGAGCUAUUAUCAUUAAGACCAAUUUUUAAAGGAGAAGAAGCCAAGAUAGAUAUAAAUAAUAAAAAAUCAGUACCAUUUCAAAAAAAUCAAUUUCAAAAAAUUAUUGAAAUUUUAGGUACACCAAAUUUAAAAAAUUGGCCAAAUUUAAAUAAAUAUCCAGAAUAUAAUUCAUUUGUACAACAAUUAAAUCAAAAUUAUUCAAAUAAUUUAAAUCAAUGGUAUAAAUUAAUUGGAGGAGAUAAUAAACAAUGUCUUGAGCUACUUUAUGGAUUAUUAAAAUAUGAUCCUGAAAUAAGAUUAACUUCUGAUCAAGCAUUAAUUCAUAAUUUUUUUUUAGAAUUACCUAAAUUUAAAGAAAAUGCUUUUGAUGGUUUAAAUUUUAAAUAUCCAAAUAGAAAAAUUUAUUUUGAUGAUAAUGAUAUAAAUCAAGGAAUUGGGAAUAAUCAGAAUAAUAAUAAUCAAGUAAAUCAGGGAAAUCAAGUAAAUCAAGUAAAUCAAAAUAGUAAUUACGUACAAAAUCAAAGUACAGCUAAUGGUAAUAAUACUAAGAGAAAUAAUGGAUUUGAUGAAAAUAUUGGUACAACAACAAAAAGAAAAAGAGUUUGA